AUGGAACAUGUAUCCCUCCCGGAAUACCACAGCACAAUAUCGGCUCGUCCAGGAUACAACCGCGCAAUCGGUUCAAACGUCUCCUUCACUCCAUUCGGAUCAAUGUAUCCUCAUGCAACGAUUUUAGCGUCUGGAGGUGGACGAAUUCUGAAGACGGUAACAGAGAUCGGUUCAUCGUCGAUUCAUAGCAGCGGUCUUUCACCGUUCGGUCAGAAUGCCGCUUCUACGAUUCGCGACACGCGUGAACGCGAAAAGAAGGAAAUGAGCGAUUUGAAUGACAGACUUGCUUCAUACAUCGAAAAGGUGCGCUUCUUGGAAGCUCAAAACCGUAAGCUCGCCGCAGACCUGGAUUUACUCCGUGGACGUUGGGGCAAAGACACAAUGAGCGUCAGAACGAUGUACGAAGGAGAAUUACAGGAGGCACGCAAACUCGUAAACGAUACGAAUAAACAACGCGAAGAUCUGGAAAAGGAAAUUAGAAAACUUUUGGACGAUCUAUCGGAAUACAGACGCAGAACAACAAUAGAACAUAGCGACUUCCUGUCAUCAGUUACUUCUCGACCUGAGAUCAGCAAAGUGUUUGAAAAGAUGAGAGGGGAUGAGAACAGCCUUAUCAAAUGA
This is a messenger RNA of Anisakis simplex (herring worm), 621 nucleotides long. Lineage: Eukaryota; Metazoa; Nematoda; Chromadorea; Rhabditida; Anisakidae. The record is from the annotation of a GenBank genome assembly.